Molecule: messenger RNA, 2082 nt
Organism: Monascus purpureus
Lineage: Eukaryota; Fungi; Ascomycota; Eurotiomycetes; Eurotiales; Aspergillaceae
Source: the annotation of a GenBank genome assembly
AUGUGGCCCUUGGCCCCGUCUAUCUACGCUGAAUGCUUUAUGCUGAACGCUACAGUGUAUCAACUUCACUUCUCUGGUUCUACUCUCACUCCCAUGGCCAUGUUCGCUCCUCUCGGCCUGUUCAAGGAAGUCCCCUGUCCCCAGGGCCCGGACUGUGGCCUGCUGACUUGCAUCUUUUCUCACAACACUCCCCGCUCUGCCUCAACUAGCCAGCCGGCUUCUCAAAAUGCACAUGUACCAUCCAACGACACAGAUAUGGAUUUGCCACGUCCGCCAGCUGCUAAGAGGAUUAAGCUGGAAACAGCAUCUAAGAGCCAACCAGAAAAGAUGAGACAGUCAUCUAUAAGGAAUACUGCUAACGGCCAUGAGAAGGCUCGACCAUCAACCGAAACAGGCACAAGUACAAGGACAAAGCAAGAUGCAGUGAAGCUCCAUUCUACAUCAAGGGCUGUAUCCCCCCCAGCUUCUCGUGUAGAGACAAAGGCCAAGCCCACAAAGCCCAAGGAGGGCAAUCUGGCCGGCCAUGAACGUCGGAGGAAUGCGCCCAAGGAGUCGUUAAAUCCGCGUAUGAUCCCGAAGGCGCCAGCCACGCAUGCAGUGCGUUCGUCUAUUCUGACGAAGCUCCAUGCGGCGAUGUCAGCUUUGAACUGCAAGGUGGCAAAUGACAAAAACGUGGAAAGGUACCUGGUCUUAUCUUCCAAUGAGCUUGUCACCAUGGCGCUAGAUGAGGAAGAGAAGGCAGCAAAAGAAAAUGCAAAUAUAUAUGCGAAUGUCAUCAAGCUUCGGAUUGUGAAACUCUCUAAAAUGAAGAAGGAGGAUUGGAUAGAAGAGGUCAAGGUUCAUUUGAAUUCAAGGUACUACAAAGAAAAGCCCGCCCAGGCGUCUCAGGAGAAUAAGCCAAAGCCGUUUACAACCAGUCUAAGCGUGGAAGAAGAAAUGGCGAUUGUGGAGAAACUCAUUACACCCCUGAAGGGACUUGAAGAUUUUGGUUAUGUGACCAGGGCGCCGUCAGAAGAGGAAAUCGAAAGCGCAAAGAAGGGUGUUGCUGAGUCGAGGGGUUGGGAAAAGUGCGAUCGAUGUGGCGGGCGCUUCCAGGUAUUCCCUGGUCGUCGUGAAGACGGAGCGUUAACCAGCGGAGGCCCAUGUACAUAUCAUCCGGGCAAAGCAGUUUACCCCCCCAGAAAGCCAACAGACCAUCUCACCGGUCCCAGGGACGCGAUCUAUCUUUGCUGCAAUGAGACGGUGGGGACUACGGCAGGCUGCACCAAAGCCGAAACACAUGUCUUCAAGGUGUCAGAAACGAAGCGACUUGCCUCCGUCCUUCAAUUCAAGGAGACCCCCGUGCAGUCGGACAAGGGCACGCGACAACCCGUGUGUUUCGAUUGUGAAAUGGGAUACACUACUCUGGGGCUGGAGAUGAUUCGGCUAACAGCCGUCAGCUGGCCAGAAGGCAAGGAACUACUCGACGUCCUGGUCAAACCGAUGGGCGAGGUUCUGGACCUCAACUCCCGUUACUCUGGUAUCUUCCCUGAGCACUAUGCGAAUGCCAUCCCGUAUGGUACUGGUGAUGCCAGUGGCACCACCACUGCUUCUGGAGACAGGGACAAGACAGGGGAUGACGACACAACCGUCCCCAAAAUCUUACAAGUUGUCGAGUCUCCUGCAGCGGCUCGGGAACUCCUAUUCUGCCUCCUCCAACCCGACACCCCGCUAAUUGGACAUGCUAUCGACAAUGACCUGAACGCCUGCCGGGUCAUCCACUCCACUAUCAUCGACACAGUCCUGCUCUACCCACACCCCAGAGGUCUACCGAAUCGCAUGGGCCUGAAAGCCCUAUCUCGCAAGUAUCUCGAUAGGGAAAUUCAGACUGGAGGGGCCCGUGGGCAUGAUUCGAAGGAGGAUUCCAUAGCCACGGGUGACUUGGUACGGGUCAAGGCCGCAGAGACUUGGAAAACUCUCAAGGCGAAAGGAUGGCUCAUUCGCGAUGGCAAAUUGGUACCUCCGCCGGGAUACCGGGGGGACGAGAGUGACUCCGCUGCGGCGAGAUCACUUGGGCCUGGGGCGGGGAGGAAGAGGAAGUAA